This is a messenger RNA of Cotesia congregata, 1251 nucleotides long. Lineage: Eukaryota; Metazoa; Arthropoda; Insecta; Hymenoptera; Braconidae. The record is from the annotation of a GenBank genome assembly.
AUGCAUAUAAAAAUAUGUUUCAUUGUUCUUUUCGGUUUUUUUCAUUUAUGUUUUGCAACAAUUAAUAUGAACUUUAAGUGGAAUGAAUCAUUGGGAGAUUUCGUUCCUAUUUUGAAUCAUUAUGUCUAUCAACUAAAUAGUUCGUUUCGUAGACGGAUUCAACAAUUAGAGGAUCACAAAUUUCAGGGUGAAAUAAUAAAACUGGCUUAUUAUGAGGAAAAAAAUCUUGUCAACUUUUACGAUAAAGAUUCAAAAGUUACUGGGAUUUGUGGCGAGGUGUGGAAUGCGUUGUCAGAAUACUUAAACUUCACACUUUUUCCAAUCAAAAUUCACGAUACUACGUUUGGACGGAAAAUGUCUAAUGGAAGUUACACCGGUUUAUUAGGAAUAUUGCAACGAAGAGAAGUUCAUGUUUUACCAAGAGUUAAUUAUUAUCUAGCCCACUGGAAUAUGAUGGAUUAUACUAUUCCGGUGUGGGAAAAUAGCGCUCAUAUAUAUAAUCGUCCGGAAUAUAAAAGUAAUGGCUCAUGGAUCUUCCAUUUGUUUACUUGGCGAGUGCGGCUGGUAUUAGCGUUGAUACUAAUUCUCUUCAGUGUGCUAGGAGUAUUGUCUGAGAAAGCAUCAUCUACACAAACUCGAACCUAUCAUUUAAGUCUACAAGAUUAUAUGGAAGCUAGCCGUUAUUUAGGCGAUUACUCUUCACGUUUUCAAUUUAUACCUUCUAAAGAGAGAAUGACAGCAAAAGCCUGCUGGAGUAAGAAAAAGUAUGCAAUAAUCGAAGCUGAUGACAGACAACAAGCUUCAGGUAUGAAAAGCUGUCUUUUGGUUAGAACUGGCUCGCCGCUUUUUUCUACUUGGACUACCAACGGAAUUGUCAAAGGAUUCAAGUAUAAACGUUCAUUUGACAUAGGAAUUAUUAAAUUACAUGAACGUGGUAUCAUUGAUAUUCUAAAGGAUCGUUGGACUCCAUAUAAGUUUGCUUAUUCGAAUGAUCGCAAUACUAACGCUAUUGAGUUUUAUCACGUUCAAGUGCUCUUUAUUUUUAUUUUUCUAGCCGUGAUAGCUUCUAUUUUGAUUUGCAUACUUGAAAAUAUUAUUUUUUUAUUUCAUCGUCGUUGCAAGAACAAAAAACAAAUAAUUUGCCAACAACGACGACAGAAGAGGCUCCAUGCCAAACGAUUUUUGUUUAUAACUCAAACGCAAUUGAGAACUUUGAAAACAUCUGCAAAAGUUGGACUGUUUUUUAAAUAG